This is a messenger RNA of Didymodactylos carnosus, 756 nucleotides long. NCBI's taxonomy places the organism in Eukaryota, Metazoa, Rotifera, Eurotatoria, Philodinida, Philodinidae. The record is from the annotation of a GenBank genome assembly.
AUGGAAACAAAUAACACGAACAAACAAGUAAACGAUCUAAUUUUUAAUCAACAAGAUGAACUAAUGAACGAUGUAUCGAUUUUCAAUGGUCAAAACGAUGACCAAACAAACAAAAAAGUGAAGAAAAGGCGUGGUAAUCGACAAUUACAACGUUAUCGUCGAAAGCUUCGAAAACAAGCUAUUGCUUCAGAUGCUAUUGCUUCCUCGUCCUCUUCUACCAUAACAAACGUAUCGAUCGAUAGUGAAUCGAAAAACAGUAUGGAAAUUAAGAAUCAAAAUAUGGAGACAACAACUUCAUGUAUUAUCAGCAAGGCACUCGUUCAUGGAUCAACAACAAUAACAAAAAAUAAAAUCAAUCAACAACAGAAGAAAAAUGUAAAAAUGAAACUAAACCUCAAUGAACCUAUAAGUAUAAAGGAAGUUAACACAUUGGUUGAAUUAUUGAAAAGUACAUCAAUAGUUACUGAUGAUUCAAUGAACUAUACAAGUGUACAUGAUGAAAUCUUUUAUCAAAUGUUAUCCACAUCUUUUGGCGAUACAACUAAACUUGAUGAUUAUUUCUUAAAUGAAAUAGAAAAGAUUGAAUUCGUUCGAUAUUAUACAGUUUUUAUGAGUCGAUUAUCUUAUGCUAAAUUACUACAACAACAAUGGGAUUAUUAUUAUCAUAUCGAUAUAACUCAGAAUAUUUGGACAGAUCGAAAAAAUCGUUCAACAGCGUCGUGUACAAAUUUAAAAACAAUUAUAAGAGAUACAUAG